AUGAUUGAUUCAUCCAUGGGGAAGAAAGGAGGAGCGAAGAAUCUCCCAAAAUCGGAGUCAAAAUCUCACAAUCCUAUUACACUGAGAGAAGAAGCCACUGGAAAAUUGAAAACGAAGCCAAUCGUUAACACAAAGUCACAUCUGAGAAUCGAUCAUUUGAAAAAGCUUGCGGUGUGGGCCACUACCGACUCUCACAUACCGUCUUUGAGUGCCUUCUAUGGUCAGCAUUUGGCCACCGUUUCAGAGGCCGCCGGUGUACCUCCUGAUCCUUCUCUACUCACCUGCCAAAGGUGCGAAACUGUUCUUCAUCCCGGCUUUAAUUCAACUGUACGAAUUGAGAAGAAUAGAUCAAAGGUCAGACACAGGCAAAAGAAGUUUAGCAACAUCGCCCAAAACAAUGUCGUGUACAAGUGCCAUUUCUGUUCACAUCAGAAUAUCAAGAGAGGUACCCCUAAGGGACAUUUGAAAAAAAUAUGCCCGGCGAAAGAUAAACCAUCAUUAGAAUCAAUGCCCGCUGCAAAACCAAUUGUACACAAAUCUUUAAAAUUAGAGAAACACAUGGUAAGCAAAGAUGAAGGUGGUGAAAUACACACUGUUGGUUCAGAAGUUGUAGUUAAGGACGUCGCCCCUAUUAAGGGUCUGGAAACUCCGUUUAGUACAAGUACACCAACAUUGUUAGAAGCAAAGAAGAGAAGUAGAAACAAUUCCGUGUCCAAGAACACGUUUGAAACUCCAAGCAUGUCUGCAAGAGUAAAUACUCAGAGCACUGCGAGCAAAAGACGGAAAAAAUCAUGGACCAGUUUAAAAGAAAUUGCUAAGAGCAAAGAGCGUGAUAACAGUAAAGUCACUAAUUUAACAAUCCCAUUUUUUUUAUAA
Lathyrus sativus (Indian pea) is the source of this 876-nucleotide messenger RNA. NCBI's taxonomy places the organism in Eukaryota, Viridiplantae, Streptophyta, Magnoliopsida, Fabales, Fabaceae. The record is from the annotation of a GenBank genome assembly.